AGCUGAGGCAACAUCUCAAGGAACCACUCGCUGUUGCCUGUUAGUCACCCGCAGGUAAACCACGCAAGCCACUACACAGUUCAUCCAUCCUUCUGCCCCAAGCUAAUUUCGCGCUCGAAACACGCGAUCCAUUUGAUUGAACCCAAACCCUAAUCUCCCAAUCCAAGCCUUCUGGAACAAGAAUUACCCGAGCUAAACCUGAAGCAUCCUAAUGCGCAGUGAAUUUGAAAAGCCCUAAAUUUUUUUGGGGAUUUUCUCCGUAAAUGGAUGCCAAGGACAUUCUGGGCUUACCCAAGAACUCAAUAACCCAAGAGAAAAAAUCUAGACCCCAGAAGGACUCUCAGCGAAAACCCGAUGGAAUUUCACGUGAGGUGUAUGCACUUACGGGUGGUUUUCCGCCUCUCAUUCCGGCGAUAGAAGCUUCUCAAUUAAAAAAAAGACCUCCAUCGGACGAGAAGAUCACUUGGCAGUGGCUUCCUUUUACAAAUUCUGCUCGGAAAGAUAACUUGCAUCUUUAUCACUGGGUGAGAAUUGUAAAUGGUGUUCCACCAACUGGUGACUAUUCCUUUGCCAAGUACAACAAGUCUGUUGACAUUGUCAAAUACACAGAUGAGGAGUAUGAGAAGUACUUGACUGAUCCUAUGUGGACCAAGGAGGAGACAGAUCAGUUGUUUGAACUGUGCCAAAGUUUUGAUCUCCGCUUUAUUGUGAUAGCUGACAGGUUCCCAUCAUCUCGGACUGUGGAGGAAUUGAAGGAUCGUUAUUACAGUGUGGCUCGAGCUAUGCUGGCUGCUAGAGCUCCAUCUCCUGGAGACAUCUCUGGUCACCCUCUUGUUAAGGAGCCUUACAAUGUUUCACAAGAGACAGAACGAAAGCGAGCAUUAUCUAUGGUCCUCUCUCAAACAAAACAGCAAGAGCGAAAAGAUGCUGAGGUUCUUGCUGAAGCAAAAAGAAUAACCGAGUCACGGAUGGUUGCAAGGGGAGCCGAAGAGUCUGAAUUGCCUGUCCCAUCAAAUGCUGGUCCCGAAAGUGCUGAGAGGGCUGCUAUUCCAAGUGAUACUGUAUCACCUUCGGCCAAUGUUCAACAUCCCUCUGCAGCAGUUGCACCUUCAACUAUAACAGUGGACAAUGCCUCUAUUCUAGCUUCUCUUCGCAUGCUUCGGGUCUAUCUGAGAACAUAUGCACUUGAUCAAAUGGUGCAAGCUGCGAGCUCAUCUGCUGGACUUCGGACUAUAAAGCGGGUCGAGCAAACUUUACAAGAACUUGGGGUCAAUCUAAAACCCAGAGUUCCAACCAAAGCUGUUUGUGCAGAGCAUCUUGAAUUAAGAAGAGAAAUAUUGACUCUACUGAAUCUUCAAAAGCAGUUGCAAUAUAAGGAGGCAGAAGGUUCCUCUUAUCGUGAUGGUUCUUAUGGUGAUACACCGGGCACACCUAAGCAUUUAAGCCAUGGUGGGGAUCAGGAUCGGAUAUUUGUUCCAGACAUGAAUUUUGCAGGGGAAAGGAUUGGCAAAAGGGACCAGAAACGCAAGGCGCCUGGAAGGCUAUCAGAAGCUCCAUUGCCCGCUCACAAAAGGCCUAGAAAAUUAAAGGCAGCAGAUCUAUAAGCAACAAAGCAAAUGAACUUUCCAUGAAGUGGAAUGCAGAAUACAUGUGAAUGGUUUAGGAGUUCUUUUGGCAGAAGGAAGUUUUGGUUGCAGAAUCCUUCCAAUGGGAGCACAGGAGUUCUUUAGUUGGAAGCAGAAGUUGAAGCACCAACUCAUGUUCCUUACAGGGAAGUUUAGUUUGUGCAUCAUCAUAAUUUGGUUUAAUGUAAAGCCGUAAUGCGCUUAGCGACGAGGAGAAACCAGAGAUCUUUUAAGAAUGACAAUUGUUUUGUACAUAAAAACUAGUGUUUAUCCCAUGUGGUGUAACAAUGUUGCUGUUUCUGACCAACUUAAAUUGAUCCACAAAGAGAUUUCAGCC
Molecule: messenger RNA, 1962 nt
Organism: Carya illinoinensis
Lineage: Eukaryota; Viridiplantae; Streptophyta; Magnoliopsida; Fagales; Juglandaceae
Product: SWR1-complex protein 4
Exons: 16
Coding region: 264-1604 (446 amino acids)
Biological process (GO): chromatin remodeling; DNA repair; negative regulation of transcription by RNA polymerase II
Cellular component (GO): nucleus; NuA4 histone acetyltransferase complex; Swr1 complex
Molecular function (GO): transcription corepressor activity
Source: RefSeq, a predicted model, not a curated record